GCAGACAUAUUGCACCUUUCACUAUCAGGUCGAGAACUUUGAUCUUGACCACUACCACCACCUCACCCUUCAAACACUAUUCAUCAGACGCCAUGCAUGGCGUGCGACGCGUUCGAGAAAGUCUCAAGGUUCAAGAGGAGAAGAAGCAGAAGGAAAAAGCAAAGCUGGCGGCUUAUCUAGCCCUCACCGAUAAAGUUCUUUCCAAAAAAAAGAGCAACGACUGGAGUGGAGAGGCUUUCGAACUGACUUCGCGUCUUCUGAACAUCAAUCCCGAGUUUUACACUAUUUGGAACUACCGCCGAAACAUCCUUACUCGAGGCAUAUUUCCUUCAAGUUCGCCUGCGGAAAUCAAUGGAAUUCUGUCAAAUGACCUAGACAUGACGACAACGGCUCUCAAGGCACACCCCAAAGUCUAUUGGAUUUGGAAUCACAGACGAUGGUGCCUCGAGAACAUUCCAGAUGGUGGUGACAAUAACGAUGAGCAUGGGUGGAGGAAGGCAAGCUGGGAGAGAGAAUUGUUCAUCGUGGAGAAGAUGUUGGAUGCGGAUGCUCGAAACUUCCUUGCAUGGGGCUACCGACGCUACGUUCUUGCGAGCAUGCCCGUUCGAAGACCAGAGAUCGUCGAGCUUGCGUCAACCACUCGCAAGAUCGAAGCUAAUUUCUCAAACUUUAGCGCAUGGCACCAGAGAACCAAAGUUCUCGCGUCCCUAUGGGAUAGUGGCAAGCUUGAUAAACAUUCGUCCCUCCAGCAAGAAUUUGAUUUGGUUCAAAACGCCAUGUAUACAGACCCAAACGAUCAGAGCGUCUGGCUCUAUCACCGCUGGCUUAUCGGCACAGGUAGACUUGUCCCCUGUUGUCCCUCGCAUCAUACGAGGGCGUCAUUUGAUACUCUUAUCGUAAAUGUGAGUACCUGCGUUUGGUUCCUGCGUCAUCAUUAUACAAUGGCCUCUUUAGGGUGCAUGGACACGCUCGUCUAUUACAAGCAACUUCUAUUGCGCAAGCAUCCUACCCACAUCGGGUCAUUAGAGGCAAAGGCCCUUGUUCAACAAUGCAUCGAUCUUCUGCAGCAAUUGGAAUCAGUCGACCCUUCUCGACGUCAAAGGUAUCGGGCGCUUGGUCAGUUCCAUUUGCUGCUAUCUACUUCCGAUCCAGCACUAACGAACGACUACCAGCCGCCGAGCUAA
This is a messenger RNA of Heterobasidion irregulare TC 32-1, 1184 nucleotides long. RefSeq lists its product as uncharacterized. The record is from RefSeq and is a predicted model, not a curated record. The transcript has 7 exons. The coding region runs from base 93 to 1184 and encodes 363 amino acids. Gene Ontology annotation, cellular component: Rab-protein geranylgeranyltransferase complex; cytoplasm. Gene Ontology annotation, biological process: protein geranylgeranylation. Gene Ontology annotation, molecular function: Rab geranylgeranyltransferase activity. NCBI's taxonomy places the organism in Eukaryota, Fungi, Basidiomycota, Agaricomycetes, Russulales, Bondarzewiaceae.